AUGGAAACCUUCCUCUUCACUUCAGAAUCUGUAAACGAAGGUCACCCCGACAAGCUGUGUGAUCAGGUUUCAGAUGCCAUCCUUGAUGCAUGUUUGGAGCAAGACCCGGAAAGUAAGGUUGCCUGUGAGACAUGUACAAAGACUAACAUGGUUAUGGUCUUUGGUGAGAUCACAACCCAGGCUAAUGUGAACUAUGAGAAAAUAGUUAGAGACACUUGCAGAGGAAUUGGAUUUGUAUCGGCUGAUGUCGGUCUUGACGCUGACAACUGCAAAGUUCUUGUCAACAUUGAGCAACAGAGUCCUGAUAUUGCUCAAGGAGUUCAUGGUCACUUGUCCAAAAAGCCAGAGGAUAUUGGUGCUGGUGAUCAAGGCCACAUGUUUGGCUAUGCCACUGACGAAACACCUGAGCUAAUGCCACUCACUCAUGUGCUUGCUACAAAAGUUGGUGCAAAGCUCACUGAAGUUAGAAAGAACAAAACAUGCCCGUGGCUUAGGCCGGAUGGUAAAACCCAAGUGACUGUUGAGUACCAGAAUGAUAAUGGAGCCAUGGUCCCAAUCCGUGUGCAUACUGUCCUCAUUUCAACUCAGCACGACGAAACUGUCACCAAUGAACAAAUCGCUGCAAAUUUAAAAGAGCACGUGAUAAAACCUGUUAUCCCGGCUAAAUACCUUGAUGACAAGACUAUCUUCCAUCUCAAUCCCUCUGGUCGGUUUGUGAUUGGUGGACCUCAUGGAGAUGCAGGACUCACCGGUAGGAAGAUCAUUAUUGACACCUAUGGCGGUUGGGGUGCUCAUGGUGGAGGUGCCUUUUCUGGCAAGGACCCAACCAAGGUCGAUAGAAGUGGUGCAUAUAUUGUUAGGCAAGCAGCUAAAAGUGUUGUAGCUUCGGGGCUUGCAAGACGCUGUAUUGUGCAGGUUUCUUAUGCAAUUGGAGUCCCAGAGCCACUUUCUGUAUUUGUUGACUCAUACAAAACAGGAAAGAUUCCAGACAAGGACAUCUUGGUUCUCAUCAAGGAGAAUUUUGACUUCAGGCCAGGAAUGAUUUCCAACAAUCUUGACCUCAAAAGAGGUGGCAACUUCAGGUACCAAAAGACUGCUGCUUAUGGCCAUUUUGGACGUGAUGAUCCUGAUUUCACUUGGGAGACUGUCAAGAUACUCAAGCCCAAGGCUUGA
Molecule: messenger RNA, 1173 nt
Organism: Lathyrus sativus (Indian pea)
Lineage: Eukaryota; Viridiplantae; Streptophyta; Magnoliopsida; Fabales; Fabaceae
Source: the annotation of a GenBank genome assembly